Messenger RNA from Laetiporus sulphureus 93-53, 593 nucleotides. RefSeq lists its product as uncharacterized. Lineage: Eukaryota; Fungi; Basidiomycota; Agaricomycetes; Polyporales; Laetiporaceae. The record is from RefSeq and is a predicted model, not a curated record. Bases 28 to 537 code for a protein of 169 amino acids. The transcript has a single exon.
UUUGGUCUGGAUGACCGUGGAAUUCAGAUGGAUGACCUCGUUCAGAUGACUGGACCCGAUGCUCACGGAGAUCCCCACGAUCAUCAAUUUGAGGACAACACCUCCGAUGAAGGGGACCGCGAAAAUCUAGUAGAUGCCACUCUAUCAAAGAUCUGGGCACAGUUUUUCCUCGACCUCGUGCAGACAGCUCUCAACCCCAAGGCUCGGUCUGAACCCUUCUACAUGAUGCUUACUCCCGAGGAGAGAUGUGAUUUCACUGAGGAUCUCUUCAAGACAGUGGAUCUGCCGUUCCGCACCAUGCAGUGGGAAGCGGCUCACCCCGAGCAAUGGAACCUCAUAUUCAAUCGAUUCUUCCCCCCCAAAGGCCACAUAGCAACAUCAAAGCAGCAGAACUACCCAAACAUGAACUAUUUCAAGGAGUGGCAUCUGCUCAUAAGUCGAGUUUCGGAGGAGGACAGCAGGAGGAUCAUAAGAGCAAUCAGUCAAAAAUUCAACAAGUUGGAAUGGGUUCCCUAUCUAUAUACCGGGUGCCGUUGACCCCCAACGGCAAUGCUCAGAGGGACCUCCAUAGCACAUUCAAUUCUUAUGCUAUG